Drosophila ananassae is the source of this 583-nucleotide messenger RNA. RefSeq lists its product as uncharacterized. The transcript has 2 exons. The coding region runs from base 117 to 386 and encodes 89 amino acids. NCBI's taxonomy places the organism in Eukaryota, Metazoa, Arthropoda, Insecta, Diptera, Drosophilidae. The record is from RefSeq and is a predicted model, not a curated record.
CGGUCGCGGACUCGGGUCCAGUUCAGUUUCGCCGCUCGGCGCAAAAUGUUGUAGCUUGUGGCUCCCUCGAGACCCGUAGCCGACGUAUAGCUGCCGAUUCCUGAGCCGAUUAGGUCAUGGCCCCGCCAAGCAAACUAUUGACCCUGUUGGCAUUGGCCGCCAUUUCAGUCCACGUGGCCUUAUCCCUGGAGUUUAUGGACGAAGGCCCCUUCAGCAAUGAACAGAAUCACCACUUGGACGAGGAAAGCUCCGCGGAGGUGCCAGCUGUCCUGACGGGCUAUACCAGGGACACGAUAGCCCACUUCAACCCUCGGAAGUCGGACACAGGAUUCCGCCAGCUCUGGGAACGGGUUCCCCUGCAGAAGGUCGAUGUGAUCAAGCGAUGACGGAACUGAACGGGGAACUCAUGACGAAAUUGGCGAUUAUCUUACGGACACCGUGACUAUAUUAUAAGGAGCUACAAGUGUGAAGCUGAGUCACUAACUAAUAGUUUUUGCGUUGACUGCAUGAUGGAUUAGGAAAUUAUCAAGCACUGGGAACAAUAAAGAGCAUUAGAGUCUCAAAAUGACUAAUAAAUGAAAAA